UUCCUGUCGAAGUCUCACCAGGCCCACCCUGUCAAGAGAGUACAACGUAACUUGGACUUGUCGACCAAGCAAAAAAUUAUUCGCAGCCCGUAUUUAGCUUACUAUCGACAAGCCUUCACCUAUAUCUUCCCGGGACGCGUGAACGCGCAUUAAUUGUUCUUGGCUGCGCUCCCGCACGUUGCGACAAUGUCCAACUUUUAUACCUACUUACCUGGCGACAUUGCGCCCGACUUUGCAGCCUUCCAUCGGCGGCUGCAUGACAUUCGACACUAUCAGCUAGACCGAUUGUGCAGCGCAACAUCGGUUCCCCUCCUGCAGGGCUACGAAUCAGAGCUGAACGAGGCAUUCGCAGAUGUAGAGGCCAGACUCAAGGCGCUCAGGCUCGCGAGUGAUGAUUAUGAUCGCGUGGAGGAGGUUCACGCCGUUCUCGUCGAGGUUGAGAAGGCUUCUGAGGAGCUUUCCAAAGCGAGGCAGGAGUCUAGAGCCGCGUUACUAGGAGCCAGGAGAGGAAUUUCUGCAAGGAACGAGGCUGCUUUACGAGCGGAGCUCUCGUUGGACCGAAUGGACAAAAAGGCUAGCCGCCUCACAGAUCGAUCUGGAGAUGAUAGGCUCCAAACAGCUUCGGAAGACGUCUCAGAUGCUCUGAGACGGACAGUCGCUCUCAUGUCGCAAGAGCUCGAAAAAUCGACCUUCAGCGCGCAAAUGCUGGAUGAAUCAUCUUCAGCACUCCGCACGAUAUCUCUUGAAUACUCAUCUUUCUCUUCACUGAUUAAGUCAUCCACGCGAUUGAUCAAGAGCAUGGAGCGGCAAGACUUACACGACAGGCUGAUGGUCAUGGGCAGCAUGCUCUUCUUCCUCUUUUGCGUGGUAUACAUCCUCAAGGUGCGCGUAUGGGAUCGAGGGGCGACGCUCUUUGGCUUCCUCUUCCGUGCCUUUGGUUUGCGAGGACGCUCGCGGGAAGAGGUUGCAGUGUCUUUGAAGCUAGCGAAGGAGGCGGCGCAAGAGAGCGCCAGGGCGAUGUCGGCCGCAGCUUCAGCAUCGUCGACGAUGCUAUCCCAAAGCAUCGCCACUGCGGCAGCGGCAGCCGUGACUGCAGCCAGCAGCUCCAUCGCAUCCGUAUCUUCGCAGAUCUUCGCGACGCCGGCGGCAGACGAGCCGACCGAGGACAGCAGCACUCGACAGAACGCAGCAGAGCAGCAAGCCGGAGAUCAAGAAGGACCAGAAGUACCGGCUUCAUCCAGAUCGCCUUUGAAUAUCAAGCACGCGGUCGCCAAUAGAGCACAGAAGGGGAAGUUUCAUCGGCCAACCGAAAAAACUGAGCUUUGAGGCAGAAAUGCAAUUAUACACUGUAUUCUAUAGUGGACCGAAGGUCUCCAUGUAUGCUACAACAUCUAACCACUACAGAAUGAAUCGCUGAAUG
Molecule: messenger RNA, 1420 nt
Organism: Tilletiaria anomala UBC 951
Lineage: Eukaryota; Fungi; Basidiomycota; Exobasidiomycetes; Georgefischeriales; Tilletiariaceae
Product: Sec20-domain-containing protein
Exons: 2
Coding region: 187-1326 (379 amino acids)
Biological process (GO): retrograde vesicle-mediated transport, Golgi to endoplasmic reticulum
Cellular component (GO): endoplasmic reticulum; SNARE complex
Molecular function (GO): SNAP receptor activity
Source: RefSeq, a predicted model, not a curated record